Molecule: messenger RNA, 2552 nt
Organism: Heteronotia binoei (common prickly gecko)
Lineage: Eukaryota; Metazoa; Chordata; Lepidosauria; Squamata; Gekkonidae
Product: interferon-inducible GTPase 5-like
Exons: 2
Cellular component (GO): membrane
Molecular function (GO): GTPase activity; GTP binding
Source: RefSeq, a predicted model, not a curated record
AUGGGGCACACCGUCACAAAAUUAAUGAUAACCACUGAACUGGAAAAGCUGAAGAGUGCUUUGGAAAACAAAACUCUCCAAGAUCUUUCAAAAGAAAUUAAGGAAGAACUGGACUCACUAAACAGCAUCACCCUUGACAUUGCCAUCACAGGGGUAUCUGGAGCUGGUAAAUCAUCCUUUGUAAAUGCUCUGAGAGGCGUGAGUGAUUAUGAUGAUAGUGCAGCUAAGAUUGGUACCACAGAAACAACAAUGAAGCCAAAGAAAUAUAAACAUCCCAUAUUUCCCAACGUAGCCAUAUGGGAUCUACCAGGAAUUGGGACAACAGAAUUUAAAGCAAAUGAAUAUCUGAAGAUGACCGAAUUUGCAAAGUAUGAUUUCUUCAUUAUUGUCACCGCAGAACGCUUUACAGAAAAUGAUGCCCUCCUAAGCAAUGAAAUUCAGAAAAUGGGAAAGUGGUGUUACCUGGUGCGCUCCAAAAUAGAUCUGAGUAUAAUGUCCGAAGAAAGGAAUCCAUACUACAUCGGUGAAGAAAAAUCCCUUGAGAAGAUUAGGGAAUAUUGUUGUGAAAAUCUGAGAAAAGCAGGGGUAUCUAACCCAAAGGUUUUUCUCCUUUCCAGCUGGAAGCCAAAUUUAUACGAUUUCCCCCUCUUGCAAGACACCUUAAAGAAUGAACAAGAUGACCUCAAGAGACUGGUUAUAAUUGAAUCCAUGCCAGCUUACUCAAGAGAAGCCCUAGAAAUUAAAAAGGCUGCUAUAGAGCAGAUUUUAUGGAAAGCAGCCCUUGUGUCUUGUGUUAUAGACGCCAUUACUAUCCCAGAUCUCUCUGUUGUUUGCGACUUUCCAUUCUUGGUGACAACAAUGGAAAAAUUCUACAAGAUUUUUGGUUUGGAUGAAAGGUCUCUUUAUAUACUUGCAAAACGGGUUGGCAAACCUAUUGAUGAAUUGAGAUCAGCUAUCAAGAAGUUGCCCCCCAAAAUCACCAUAGAAUUUGUACAGGAUCAGGUGAAGACUGAGUUACCGAAGUCCUGGAUAAGGACCACAGUUGCAUAUGUUCUGUGGUUCAUACCGUUGCUGGGAUCUCUAAUUGGUGGAGCUUUUUCUUUUGUAACUAUCUAUUUCAUAAUGAAAAAAAUUCUGAAUGAUGUCGUGGAAGAUGCUAAGAAUGUCCUGGCAAAAGCUACAGAUAAACCAUCAAGAAGAACAACCAUGGGUGUCUCCAUCUCAAAAGCAGUCAUAAGAGAAGAACUUCAAAAGCUGAUGGAUGAUUUGGAAAAUAAAAGUCUCCCAGAUGUGAUAGAAAAAAAUAAUAAUGAUUUGAAUUUAGUCAAGAACACCACCCUUGACAUUGCCAUCACAGGGAUGUCAGGGGCUGGGAAAUCAUCGCUUGUCAAUGCCCUUCGAGGAAUGCCAGACUAUGGAGAAGGUGCAGCUGAGACCGGGGAAACACAAACCACCAUGGAGCGGAAGAAGUACCCACAUCCCACAUUCCCCAAAGUGACACUAUGGGAUCUUCCAGGAAUUGGGACUCCCGACUUCGAACCAAGUAAAUACCUGAAGAAGGUAAAUUUUAAGGAAUAUGAUUUCUUCAUCAUUGUCGCCUCAAAUCGCUUCACUACGAAUGAUGCCCUCCUGGCUCAUGAAAUUCAGAAGAUGAAGAAGAAGUUCUACUACGUGCGCACCAAAGCAGAUGUCAGUAUAGAAUCUGAAAGAAGGAAACCAGACUUCGUUGAGGAGAGAUGCCUGGAGAAGAUUAGGAUAUACUGCAGUGAUAAUCUGACAAAGGGGAGAGAAUCUGUUCCAAUGGUUUUCCUCAUCUCCAGGUGGGAUUUGCAGAUGUAUGAUUUCCCCCGCCUUCAAGAGACCCUGGAGAAUGACUUGGAUGGCCUCAAGAGAGAUGUUUUAAUUGCGGCUCUGCCAGCUUUCUCCAAAGAAAUCUUGGAGAAGAAAAAGGCUGCUAUGGAGGCCCUUAUCAAGAAAGUAGCCCUUGUAUCUUGUGCCAUUGGGGCACUUCCUGUCCCUGGCCUCUCUCUUGCCUGUGAUAUUGGCAUCUUGGUUGGAACAAUGACAUAUAUUUGCAAAGUCUUUGGCUUGGAUGAAGAUUCCCUCCGUAGACUUGCAAACCGGGUAGGCAAACCUGUCGAUGUCUUGCGAUCGGCUGUCAAAAAGUCCCCCAUGGCCAGCCAAAUCACCAAAGAAUUUGUGAUUGAUAUGUUGACCAAGUCAUUAUUGUGUGGAGCAGUGAUGGCGGUCGAAUUUGUUCUUGAUUUUGUACCUGUGUUGGGCUCUCUUACUGGUGGAGGGCUUUCUUUUGUAACAACAUUCUACAUACUGAAGAGCUUUCUGCAUGAUGCUGUGGAAGAUGCUUAGAAUGUCCGGGCCAAAGCUACGGAGUCCUGAGACAAGUAAAGGGCCAAGACACCUUAUGGCGAGAACUGACUGAGGCAAACAGCACAGGACUUUCAUCCAGAGAACAAAGAACCCAAGCUUCAGAACUGAUUCUAGGUAUCAUGCCGACAUUGUCCUAGUUGGUGGGGUGGAUCUUUUGGAGCCCC